AUGUCCCCGAGGGCCACCCGCCACCUCCUCCUGCUGGCCGGGCUCGUGGCGGCGCUGGGAGUGUCGCCGGUGUCCCCAAUCCACGUGUACACGCAGCGCGAGGUUUAUGGCACCGUGGGGGCGAGUGUCACCCUGUCCUGCAGCUUCUGGUCCAGCGAGUGGAUCUCGGAGGACAUUUCCAUCACCUGGCACUUCCAGGCCGAGGGCACCCGCGACAGCAUCUCCAUCUUCCACUACGCCCAGGGCCAGCCCUACAUCGAUGACGUGGGGAGCUUCAAGGAGCGCAUGGAGUGGGUGGGGAACCCGCGGCGCAAGGACGGCUCCAUCGUCAUCCACGGCCUGGAGCCCAGCGACAACGGCACCUUCACCUGUGACGUCAAGAACCCGCCCGACAUCGUGGGCAAGUCCUCGCAGGUCACGCUCUACGUGCUGGAGAAAGUGCCCACCCGCUACGGCGUCGUGCUGGGCUCUGUCAUCGGCGGGGUCCUGCUGCUGGUGGCCGUGCUGGUGGCCCUGGGCUACGCCACCCGCUACUGCUGGCAGCGGCGCCAGGCGCUCCUGCAGCGGCGGCUGAGCGCCAUGGAGAAGGGGAAGCUGCAGCGCUCGGGAAAGGACGGCUCCAAGCGCAGCCGGCAGGCCCCCGUUCUCUACGCCAUGCUGGACCACGGCCGCAGCGCCAAGAAAUCCAAGGGAGGCGCGGGAGACUCUCGCAAGGAUAGGAAAUAGCGGUUAGCGGGCAGGGAGGGACCCCCGGGGGCGGGCACGGGGGACCCCCGGCCCCCCAAAGUCAUCAUGACCAUCGAGAUGGAGCUGCGGGGGGAGCCCCAGGCCGCGCCCCCACCCGCCGCCCGCUCCCCGAGCCGGGGCAGCCUCAAGAGCGCCCUGCUGAGCAUCAUCAAACCCAACUCGGGGGGAGCUAUUUCUGCACCGGACCGCGGCAUUCCCGGGCCCUCCGAACCCCCCGACCCCCUCCCACUGCCCCCAAAAUCCGGCUGUGAACCUCCCCAAAACCCGGCUGCAAAUCCCCCCAAAACCCGGCUGCAAAUCCCCCGAAAUCCGGCUGUGAAUCCCCCAAAUCCGGCUGUGAACCCCCCCAAACCCAGCUCUGUGAACCCCCCCAAAUCCGGCUGUGAACCCCCCCGAAAUCCGGCUGUGAACCCCCCGAAACCCGGCUCUGUGAACCCCCCCAAACCCGGCUGUGAACCCCCCCAAAUCCGGCUGCGAAUCCCCCAAAACCCAGCUAUGAACCCCCCGAAAUCCAGCUGCGACCCCCCCCCACCCUAA
Molecule: messenger RNA, 1284 nt
Organism: Cinclus cinclus
Lineage: Eukaryota; Metazoa; Chordata; Aves; Passeriformes; Cinclidae
Gene: MPZ
Product: myelin protein zero
Exons: 9
Biological process (GO): myelination
Cellular component (GO): membrane
Source: RefSeq, a predicted model, not a curated record